AUAUAAACCCCCUUCAUGCAUAAACCCUUCAAUUCUCUCUCUCUCUCUCUCUCUCUCUAUCCACAAUUCUCUCUCUUUCUCUACUUCUCACUGAAGUUGAAGUUGAAGUUGGUCUGUUCACUGAAAGAGAAAAUGAUGAUGAUGACUGAGAUGAGCGAUCAAAAGAGAAGAUACCAUAAUGAUGGCUUCAUGCUUAGUACUGUUCAAGCAAGUGAAGAAGGGGGUUGUUCUACUAAGAGAGUUAAAACUGGGGCAGGCUCAAUCUCUCCCAAGGAGAAGAAGGACAAGGUAGGAGAGAGGGUGGCAGCCUUGCAACAGCUUGUCUCUCCCUUUGGAAAGACAGAUACAGCUUCAGUGCUUCAGGAGGCAACAGGAUAUAUCAAAUUUCUUCAUGAGCAACUUCAGGUGCUGAGUGCUCCAUACCUUAGAACAGGACCAGAUGGCAACAUUCAGGAUGAGGAGCAUUGCAUCUUAAGAAGUCGAGGCCUUUGCCUUAUGCCGAUAUCUUCAACACUGAAAAUUGCUCGAAGCAAUGGUGCUGAUCUAUGGGCUCCGACAAACGCAAGCAGUAGGUGACUCUGAACAAUUCAAGUAUCGAUAUGCUCAUCGGUCUACAGGUUUUACGCGAUUAAUCUGGGAAGUGGUGCUGAUGACACAGUGUCAUUGAGAUUGUAGAUUAUCUACGGUAAUAGAGGAGAAAGAUAUGAUCAAGAAUCUAACUCCAUUCGUUUCAAAUCCUGACAGGAUGAUUCCAUUCCAAAUUGACCGGUAGCUCUUGCUUCAGUCUCUAGUGAAGCUUGAAAAUAUGUAUAUAUUUCCUUCUUGUUUAACCUCGUGAGUGGGUUGACAUAUAUGUUGAAGGGGUUGUUCUUCAGUUCUGAAUGACAACAAUUUAUUGUUAUGAGAGUAAUGUAAUAAGGAGUGAUGGUAAAUUUCUAAGGUUCAUUGAAUAAAUGAUGCUACAAAACAGUA
Messenger RNA from Asparagus officinalis (garden asparagus), 972 nucleotides. RefSeq names its product transcription factor bHLH113-like. The coding region runs from base 16 to 576 and encodes 186 amino acids. Gene Ontology annotation, biological process: regulation of transcription by RNA polymerase II. NCBI's taxonomy places the organism in Eukaryota, Viridiplantae, Streptophyta, Magnoliopsida, Asparagales, Asparagaceae. The transcript has 6 exons. The record is from RefSeq and is a predicted model, not a curated record. Gene Ontology annotation, molecular function: RNA polymerase II cis-regulatory region sequence-specific DNA binding; DNA-binding transcription factor activity, RNA polymerase II-specific; protein dimerization activity. Gene Ontology annotation, cellular component: nucleus.